This is a messenger RNA of Diatraea saccharalis (sugarcane borer), 613 nucleotides long. The record is from the annotation of a GenBank genome assembly. NCBI's taxonomy places the organism in Eukaryota, Metazoa, Arthropoda, Insecta, Lepidoptera, Crambidae.
UGUUUGUCAUUACAAAAAAUAGUACUUUUCGUUGUUUGUUUUGUUAAUGAUAAAGAUUUAUUAGAUAAUUAAUAUAGAAGUAAUAAAGGUAUUGAGCUUUAUGAUUACUGUAUCUUUAUGAAUUAUCUAUAUUAGGACCUAACAAAAUAUGUUAUCGUCACUGAUCAAAGACCAUCAAACGAAACAAGCUGCAAAAAAAGUUGUUCAAGAGCAAAAACGUAAAGAAUGUAUAGCUGCUGCCAAUGACCUAACUCAAGCUCUUGUUGAUCACCUCAAUGUUGGUGUGGCUCAAGCUUAUUUAAAUCAAAAGAAACUUGAUGCAGAAGCGAAAUUACUACAUCAGGGAGCUAUAAACUUUGCUAAGCAAACACAACAGUGGCUAGCUCUAGUUGAAAACUUUAGCAGUGCAUUGAAAGAAAUAGGCGAUGUUGAAAAUUGGGCUCGCAGUAUUGAAAAUGAUAUGAAAAUUGUUACUGACACAUUGGAAAGGGCAUAUGAAAUGACACAAGAACAACCUACUAGUAGCCAAUAAAAUAUUUUAAGACUUGUCAUUUGUAAAUGAUAUUUUAACUGCAAAUCAUUCACCUACAGUAAAAUCCUGUAAUUAUUUUUA